This is a messenger RNA of Verticillium dahliae VdLs.17, 2846 nucleotides long. Its product is annotated as cell pattern formation-associated protein stuA. Gene Ontology annotation, molecular function: sequence-specific DNA binding; DNA-binding transcription factor activity. The record is from RefSeq and is a predicted model, not a curated record. Lineage: Eukaryota; Fungi; Ascomycota; Sordariomycetes; Glomerellales; Plectosphaerellaceae. The transcript has 3 exons. Gene Ontology annotation, cellular component: nucleus. Gene Ontology annotation, biological process: positive regulation of transcription by RNA polymerase II. The coding region runs from base 1 to 2166 and encodes 721 amino acids.
AUGGGUACCGAGAGAAUACCUUCUCUGCCAUUGCCAGCUCAACACCAGGCCUACUCCUCUUCGGGGACAUCAUCACCUCGGGUCAGCUCCAUCGGUUCAGCAGCCAGCUCCCACCUCGGUUCUCAGUCGUCCUUCACCUCGGCUGCCUCCUCCAACGGCCCCAAAACCCCCUCUCCUAACCUGCCCGUCACGACCGCCAUUCCUGGAUCUGCAAGCCAAUCAAUUGGAGGAUACGAACAGUAUCCCACUAUGAACCAACCAGCCGCUGAAAUGUACUACCAACAGCAUAUGUCUGCAGGCCAGCCUCCCUCCAACCAGACAGUAACAUCGGGCAUGUCUUACCACCACCAGCAGCAGCCUCCUCCGCUGCAGCCAAGCCAUUUGCCCCAAUACCCUGCACCUCCCGCCCAGCAGUACGGUCAGCCUUAUGGUUAUGCCAAUGGCAUGGCGUCGCCCCAAAAUGCCCACCCGAACGUUGGAAACUCGAUGGGCGCGUCUCAAAAUGUGCUGCCGCUGCCCGCGCCCCCUAACGGCAACGCUUACCAGGGAUUUGACACAACGGGCCAGGUGGCGCCACCUGGCAUGAAGCCCCGAGUGACGGCCACGCUCUGGGAAGACGAGGGCAGUCUGUGCUUCCAGGUUGAGGCGCGCGGUAUCUGCGUUGCUCGUCGCGAAGAUAACCAUAUGAUUAACGGCACGAAGCUCCUCAACGUGGCUGGCAUGACCCGUGGUCGCAGGGAUGGUAUCUUGAAGAGUGAAAAACUGAGACAUGUCGUGAAAAUCGGGCCCAUGCACCUCAAGGGCGUGUGGAUCCCAUUCGAGAGGGCUCUCGAUUUCGCAAACAAGGAAAAGAUUACGGAGCUUCUGUACCCCCUCUUCGUCCACAACAUCGGCGCUCUCCUGUACCACCCCACCAACCAAAACCGUACCAACCAAGUCAUGGCUUCGGCCGAGCGUCGAAAGCAGGAACAGAACCAGAUGCGCAACUCUCAAUCGGGCCCAGGUCUGGCACCUAUUCAGCAGCAUCACCACCACCAUUCAAUGGGACUUCCUGGCCCCCAGCAGCCGCUUCCGUCUCACUCCAACAUGGGACGACCCUCGCUGGACAGAGCUCACACUUUCCCCACGCCCCCGACUAGUGCUUCGAGCGUCAUGGGCGGCAAUAUGGGCACUUCUGAUGGCUUCCAGUGGGCCCAGCAGGGCCAAGGUAUAGGCAGCGCACAAAAUGCGAACCCCAUGUCCAUUGACACUGGGUUGAGCAGCGCGCGCUCGAUGCCAGCCACACCUGCUACCACGCCCCCCGGAUCAUCUAUCCAGAGUAUGCAGCAGUACCCCGCCGCUAGCCAGUCUUACGACAACUCGCGACCCAUGUACAAUGCGUCCUCACAGCAGUCUCCGUACCAGACGACGAACCCUGGCCCACAGGAUCGCUCCUUAUACGGACACAACGAUCCAUACGGCAAGAAUGACAUGGGCCCUCCUUCGUCGCGCCCUGCAGGACCCGGCGCUCCCGUGGACCAAAAGGCUACGAACGGCAUUAUCUCGUCUUCGGACCAGAACGGCCACGGUGUCAGUCACCAAGGCGGCGAAGAUGAGGCCGAGCAUGAGCAAGAUGCCGAGUACACUCAUGACAGCGGAGCUUACGACGGCAACCGAGCUUCGUAUAACUACGCCGCACCCCCUGUGGGAGCUUUGUCUUCCGAACACCACUUGUCGCCCGAGAUGACGGGAUCUCCCAGCCACGCCCCGACGUCCGGACGUGCGACGCCCCGCACGGCCGCGCCUCCUCAGCCGUACUAUUCCCAGCAGCCUGGCUACAGCACCCCUCCUCGGGUUCAGCAGCAGCCAUCCAGCAAUCUCUACAGCGUCAUGAGCAAUGACCGAGGUGCAACAGGUGGCUCGGCUGGUAGUGACGUUUACGCCCCAUCAGCUGACAUUGGCUCCAUGUCCAACGGCUAUGCUUCGCAGCAGCCCGUGCUGAAUGGCAGCGGCGGCAUCAAGCGAGGACGCGAGGAUGAAGAUGAUCUUCAGCGACCCCUGAGCGGCGGCCCCGGCAUGGAAAUGAAGCGACGGAAGACGCUCAUUGACGGGACCAUCCCUGCCACCGGUUACGAUGCUAUGGCCAGGCCAGCUUCUGCGACUGUCGCUCCUACAAGGCGGAGGUGAAGCAGCAAGCCGUUAACCAUGUUUGCUAUGCCACCCUGACUACACUUUUCGUCACAGCAUCCCGCGGCGUUGUGGCCAUGAUUUCUGCGGCACGUCCACGAAACUUCGUGGAUCGGAACAUUGGGAGGCACCAGAUCCUGCUCCCCUCAACACUCCUUCUCUCAAUUCUCCUUGUUACCUUGUAUUCGCAACAUGACGUCAGCGCCUUGUGCUCUGCCCGAUGCGCUGAUGACCUUACGACGUACCGUUUUCAUUUCCAGAACCUACCAUCACGGGCUGUAGAUGUCUGAUGAUUCACGCUUUGCAUGGAAGGACCUAAUGCCCGAGCGAGGUCCGCCUCGACUCUCGACUUUUUUGUUCAUUCGAUUCGACAGAACCCGGAGGUUUGACACACCGGGAUCGACCAUCAUGGGCCUACCGUGAGAACUUUGCCUGGCAUGACACUCGGGGAGAGCAAACCUGCCAGGAUCUGUCUUGGUGGUCAUGACAUCUCGGUUAAACCUCUGGACAUGGAGGUGAAUGCUCAAGACAGAAGGGCAUGCACCGGCUGGAGGCUGGAGGCGGCACAUACCUUGAGGUACUAUUUAUGAUGAUAACGACUUAUUAACUUCUACAAAAGUGUGUUGGAAACGUCCUUUCGGUAACGAUCCCAUGAAUAACAAUAAAAGGCUUCUCGAACG